This is a messenger RNA of Aspergillus fijiensis CBS 313.89, 1065 nucleotides long. RefSeq lists its product as uncharacterized. The record is from RefSeq and is a predicted model, not a curated record. The coding region runs from base 1 to 1065 and encodes 354 amino acids. NCBI's taxonomy places the organism in Eukaryota, Fungi, Ascomycota, Eurotiomycetes, Eurotiales, Aspergillaceae. The transcript has 5 exons.
AUGUUGCAGAAGCCCAUCUUUGUGGCUACUCACCCCCGCGCGUGUUCCACGGCCUUUGAGCGAGUCUUCAUGACUCAGCGAGAUACCAUCCAGUGUGUCCACGAGCCGUUUGGUGAUGCCUUCUACUAUGGACCGGAGCGGUUGUCGACCAGAUUCGCCGACGAUGAACAGGCCCGUCUGGACAGCGGAUUCAGCCAGUCGACGUUCAAGACCGUCCUGGAUCGCAUCGAGCGCGAAUCAUCUGAGGGCAAACGCGUCUUCAUCAAGGACAUAAUCCACUACCUCCUUCCGCCGCACGGCCAACCCGCCAGCAUCGCGCCAUCCCUGCACAGGAUCAAGCGCGGCGUAGGUACAGAGCAGCCGGAGGAGUCGAAGGCAACGCCGUACCCGUACGCGACGGAGGCGGAACCCGGCAACCCGACCGUGAUGCCGCGGGCGCUCCUGUCGCAGUUCCACUUUGCCUUCCUCAUCCGCGACCCGCAUUAUAGUGUCCCCUCGUACUACCGCUGCACGAUCCCGCCGCUGGAUGCGGUGACCGGGUUCCAGAACUACGACCCUGCCGAGGCCGGGUACGACGAGCUCCGCCGGACGUUCGACUAUCUGCGGAACACGUGUCUGGUCGGCCCGCGGGUCGCCACGUACGAGCAUGACGAGACGGAGCACGACUCCUCCAUGACCGGACGGAGCAGCGGUGGCAGGGAGGAAGAGGUGGAGAUUUGCGUCGUCGACGCGGACGAUAUGCUCGACAACCCGGCCCCGAUGAUCGAGGCCUUCUGCCGUAGCGUGGGCCUUAAGUACGAUCCCUCAAUGCUGUGCUGGGAUACGGAGGCCGAUCACGCGUGCGCGCGGGCCGCGUUCGAGAAGUGGAGGGGAUUCCAUAACGAUGCUAUCGAGUCGACAGGCUUGGUGGGGAGGAAACAUCCCCGAGCCCAGAAGACCGAGGCCCAAUUCGACGCCGAAUGGCAGGAGAAAUACGGGCCCGAAGGCGCUGCCCUCAUCCGCAAGACCGUGGAUGCCAACAUGGCGGAUUAUCUGUAUUUGAAGAACUUCGCCAUGAAGGUUUAG